UGAGUAGAUGCAAGGAGCCUGGAAGGGCAGCAAGGUGGGAAGGGACGGGCCCGAAAAAUGCUCAUCUUCAGCACCGAGCAAAUCUCCGAAUUAUGGACUUGUCCUUGCGUACGCCCUUUUAUCCUGACACAGUCCGGUGAUGCGAUCACUCGUGGACACAUUGAAGGUGCAAGGUGAUGAAAACUGGGGAUGGGAAUGACAACCCACGGGCUAGAGCGGCACCAUCCAGGCAACUUGCGUGAUAAGAAAAUCUCCGAGGAGUUUCGUUAUCCGACCAGUCCACCUAGUGAUAGGCCAGGCCAGUUCAUGCAAUAUAUUAGGUCAAUUCGAGUCAUGAAGGAAGACUGGAUUAGUCCCGACCACAGUCGCGGCAUAGUUAGUUAUCUAACCAUCCUUAUUAAUGAGGGCGCGAUGCUGGGUAAUCCGGAUGUUUCCUGCAAUCAAUUUGCAAGUCGAGGCCGCGCGGUACAAGGAUUAACCAUUAGUAUUACUGUCAACCCCAUUAAUAAUGUUCGACAAUGUCGAUCUGUUUCUUUCGUAGACAUCCUAUUACUAUCUUUCGACUUUUCCGACAACACACCGCGAGAUGCUAAUCAAGGCCCAUCUCGCCCAAUGAUUGUGUGGCCGAGGAGGGGAUCCCGGAAAGUUAAGAGACCCCCCCAUACACGACGAAGACUCACCACCGGUGGGUUAAUGAGGAUCACGAACAAUGAACCUCGGAUGAACAGGGUAAAUGUACAUCGGAUGCAUUCUUGCUGGUGUUGUACUAGGCUGCACUCUGUGUAAUUAAGUAUGACCACUUGGAGCCGUCAUCAUCCUCGUCAUUGAUAACCAGAUACCUUCUCGAUCAGGAAGGCCGAUGGGUUUCCAAGGCGGUUCAGGAUCGAAGGAAUUUGGUUGCGGCCUCUGCACGAAUGAACGUGCAUA
Aspergillus eucalypticola CBS 122712 is the source of this 927-nucleotide messenger RNA. RefSeq lists its product as uncharacterized. The transcript has a single exon. The record is from RefSeq and is a predicted model, not a curated record. NCBI's taxonomy places the organism in Eukaryota, Fungi, Ascomycota, Eurotiomycetes, Eurotiales, Aspergillaceae. The coding region runs from base 190 to 786 and encodes 198 amino acids.